Molecule: messenger RNA, 1315 nt
Organism: Xenia sp. Carnegie-2017
Lineage: Eukaryota; Metazoa; Cnidaria; Anthozoa; Malacalcyonacea; Xeniidae
Exons: 11
Coding region: 532-1092 (186 amino acids)
Source: RefSeq, a predicted model, not a curated record
UUUGCGGGCUCAGAAUACUAUUUUGCAAGUGUCUUCUGCGUACUUCAUUACAAGUGGCAAGUCGACUUUAGCUAUAAAAUUUUUCACCCAAGAAAGAAUAUAUAAUUGAUACAACACAUUCAAGAACGAGCUGAUCAACGUUUUCAUCCGCUACUUUAGCAAGAAACGGUGUUUUGGAACAAGUGCUGCUAUAUUGUUACGUGAUCAAAGUAAGAUGUCUACUGAUACAUAUGCAGUUUGUAGAAUUCCUUGAUGAGAAGUCAGUUGAAGUUGUUCCUAGAAGUUGGAUUGAAGCAUGUGAAGCUUUUGUGUUGCUAUUGGCCGAGGACAAACGUCUCAGCUAUUGUAAUGAAGCUGGAAUUGCCAUACAAAAAUGGUUGGAAAAAACAUAAAGUCAGAAUAUUCACAUUUGCAGACAACUUUAAAAGUGCCCAAAAGUUUGCUAGAAGAGCCAUUGCCACUUCAAACAUUGAAUGAGAUGAUGAGUCAAUCAACGACAAGCCACGAAAACGUUCUCGUCUCAAAAGGAGUAUGGAAGAAUUUCCAGAUUACAGUGACAUAGAAAACGAUGAUGACAGUGAUGAACCCGUAAUUCAACACAUAGCCCCUCAGUUACCUCCUGCUCCACGUUACGCAUCUUUUAGUAUGAACAAUAAGCAUUUAUUGGAAUCUUCUGAAAGUAAUAUGAUAACAGCCGUCAUUGAAAUCUUAUCAACAAAUUCUAGAAAUUUGCCGGUGUACAGCGACUUGAUCUCCCUUGCAGAAAAAGAUUUAUAUGACGGUGAACUAGCACCAGAAAUCCUAAACACAAAGGAUCAUGCAAUAACUUCUCCAUCUACUAGUAAGACACCAUCUCAGCGUAGUGUUACAAGCAACGUCUCUUCACAAGGAAUUCUUACAACUGGCACAACAAGAGAAAGACAUUCUCAACAAAACAGUGGUGUCUUAGAUGCGCAUGACCUUUCAUCGCACGAAACGCCUUCGACAAGUUUUAAGAACAUAACACCUGCAGGAAGACGUUCUCAACAAAACAUUAAUGGCAUCUCUUCUACAGCUUCCAAAUAUCAGUUCUCACCAAACUGGAAACAUUAAUUGAUAAGCAAGAAGAAUAUUGUGUCAAUAUUGCGUGCCUGUUAAGCGCUACUAAAGGUGUAGACGAGCACGAAAUUUUGGAAGAUGUUGUACCUAAUCCCUUUGAUUCGGUUGAAGAACUUGAGGACCUAUCCUCUAGUCUUAAUGAAGAAAAGUCCAGGAGAAAGUUGGUAAGUUUUGGAAAGUUAACCCAUACGUAUUUAGUAAUAUUUAUUGGCACUGC